CAACUCCGUAAUGACUUUCGUCUUCCUUUAUUCAUAUCUGCCCUCCUAUAUUCAUUGAGGUGAUAGAGAUAUUCGAAUCUUAUUCCGAAAACAUGGCUGCGAAUCACCCUAUCCAUAUACAUCCAGCACGACCUCUCUAUCGCUUUACAGCCACGGCUUUGGGCGCCAGCAUGUGGUUUUUUCUAAUGUACCGAGCUAAAAAGGACGGUCCUGCUUUACUGGGUUGGAAGCAUCCUUGGGAACAUUGAAUACUCCAAAUAAAUCCAAUUACAGAAACAAGCACACUGUGUUUCAACUUUGUUCUAAGCUACUACGAUUAGUGAAUCAACUUAGCCAUGGUAAUUUGGUGAUAUCUUUAUUUAAACAGGCCCGCACAUGAAAUCUACCUGUUACCUGAACAAU
Aspergillus alliaceus is the source of this 402-nucleotide messenger RNA. RefSeq lists its product as uncharacterized. Gene Ontology annotation, cellular component: mitochondrial inner membrane. The coding region runs from base 93 to 248 and encodes 51 amino acids. The transcript has 3 exons. Lineage: Eukaryota; Fungi; Ascomycota; Eurotiomycetes; Eurotiales; Aspergillaceae. The record is from RefSeq and is a predicted model, not a curated record.